Molecule: messenger RNA, 4217 nt
Organism: Oreochromis aureus
Lineage: Eukaryota; Metazoa; Chordata; Actinopteri; Cichliformes; Cichlidae
Gene: atg9a
Product: ATG9 autophagy related 9 homolog A (S. cerevisiae)
Exons: 20
Coding region: 260-2827 (855 amino acids)
Biological process (GO): autophagy of mitochondrion; protein localization to phagophore assembly site
Cellular component (GO): autophagosome; phagophore assembly site
Source: RefSeq, a predicted model, not a curated record
CGGACUCCAGACGGCUAGCUGUUUCGAAAAUGAAACUGGCUUACCUCUGACUUUGAUAGGUAAAGACGAGAAAACGAAAAUAAAACGCUUCUUUAAAAAAUUUCAGGCUAUUCACUCUUGCGGCCUGACACAGCGGAGGCUCAAGACACAAACGCUGGAUAUGUUCAGCAAACACCAUACCAGUUCGGGGCGUGUUGUACUGGAAUGGGGUCUGUAGCAGGAAGUUUGACAACUUGGUGAGACUGAAGCUGCUGUCAGUAUGGCGCACUUUGACACAGAAUACCAGCGCCUGGAGGCAUCAUACAGCGACUCUCCCCCUGGCGAGGAGAACCUGUUGAUGCAUGUGCCUGAAGGAGUUAAAUCUCAAUGGCACCACAUAGAAAACUUGGACCUGUUUUUCCAGAGAGUCUAUAAUCUGCAUCAAAAGAAUGGAUUCACUUGUAUGCUGCUCGGAGAGAUCUUUGAGCUGGUUCAGUUGCUGUUUGUGGUUGGCUUUACAGUCUUCCUUGCUAACUGUGUGGAUUAUGACGUCCUCUUUGCCAACAAGUUUGUAAAUCACACUGAUUCAUCUAAAGUCACCUUGCCUGAUGCAUUCCUCCCAGUGGAUGUCUGCAGUGCAAGAAUCCGAAACAAUGCGUUUGUGAUCUUUGUUCUGAUAAUCUCCGGGGUGUUUUGGCUACAUCGGCUCAUUAAAUUCAUCUACAAUGUGUGCUGUUAUUGGGAGAUCCGAUCCUUCUACAUCAACGCCCUUAAAAUGACCAUGUCAGAGCUCCCCUAUGCAACGUGGCAGGAGGUUCAGGCCAGAAUUGUUGAGAUCCAGAAGGAACAUCAGAUCUGCAUCCAUAAAAAGGAGCUGACAGAGCUGGACAUUUACCACCGCAUCCUCCGCUUUAAGAAUUACAUGGUUGCCAUGGUGAAUAAAUCACUCCUUCCUGUACGAUUUCGACUUCCUGUACUUGGGGAGUACGUGUUUUAUACACGGGGUCUCAAAUACAACUUUGAGCUCAUCUUCUUUUGGGGACCAGGCUCCCUGUUUGAGAAUGAGUGGAGUCUAAAACAAGAGUAUAAGAGGGGAGGGAACAGGCUUGAGCUUGCAGACAGGCUAGCCUCUCGUAUCCUGUGGAUCGGCAUUGCAAAUCUGCUGCUGUGUCCAGUCAUUCUUGUGUGGCAGAUCCUUUAUGCUUUUUUCAGUUAUACUGAGGUGAUCAAGCGAGAGCCUGGCUCUCUGGGGGCGAGAUGCUGGUCUCUGUAUGGUCGAUGUUAUCUGCGUCAUUUCAAUGAGCUGGACCACGAGCUCAUGUCACGCCUCAGCAAAGGCUACAAGGCUGCAUCCAAGUAUAUGAACUGUUUCCUUUCACCACUACUCACAGUGGUUGCCAAAAAUGUGGCAUUUUUCGCCGGGUCUCUUUUGGCUGUUCUCAUCGCCCUGACCAUCUAUGACGAGGACGUCCUUGCAGUGGAGCAUGUGCUCUCAUCAAUCACACUCCUUGGAGUGUGUAUCACAAUCUGCAGGUCAUUUAUUCCUGAUAAGCAUAUGGUGUUCUGCCCUGAGCAGCUGUUGCGGGUCAUUCUGGCUCAUAUCCACUACAUGCCUGAUCACUGGCAAGGCAAUGCACACAGAUACGAGACCCGAGACCAGUUCUCCCAGCUGUUCCAGUACAAAGCAGUAUUUAUUCUAGAGGAGCUGUUAAGUCCAGUGGUGACUCCCAUCAUCCUCAUCUUCUGUCUAAGGAGAAAGUCUUUGGAGAUCAUUGAUUUCUUCAGAAACUUCACUGUGGAGGUGGUCGGGGUAGGAGAUACCUGCUCCUUUGCUCAGAUGGACAUUAGGCAGCAUGGACACCCUGCGUGGAUGUCAGAGGGGAAGACAGAGGCAUCUAUCUAUCAGCAGGCAGAGGAUGGGAAGACGGAGUUAUCGCUGAUGCACUUUGCCAUCACUAACCCCCAGUGGCAGCCUCCUCGAGAGACCACACACUUUAUCAGCCAGUUGAAAGAAAGAGUUCACAGAGAAGCCACAGGGGCUCCUUCAGACACACAUCCAAUGUCUCUGUCAGAGUCUGAGCCACGGAGUCUCAUUGCAAACCUCCUAACAGGUCCCUCCACACUGGCCUCAGUUCAUUUUGACCGGGAUAUUUCUUUAGCAAAUCAUGCAGCAGCUGGCAUAAACGAUGGGGGGUCCGCCUUACGCUCUCUUUCGCCAAUUAGCAGCAGCCUUCACUUGAGAGGCAGCUUAAGUGCAGCUCACAGGGCUGCUGGCCAUACUAGCAGAACAAUGGCAGGCUCAGGGACCGACGCUCGAACUGUGAGCUCAGGCAGCAGCGCAUGGGAAGGUCAGCUUACCAGUUUGGUCCUAUCAGAGUAUGCCUCCACUGAGAUGAGCAUCCAUGCACUUUAUAUGCAUGAGCUCCAUAAACAGCAGUCUCGUGGCGAGAUGUCCCGCCACACUUGGCACAGACAGGAGAGCGACGAAAGCAGUGACAGCAUCCCAGAUGAAGUAAGGAGCGAACCCAUUCCCCAUUCAAGAAAUUUCCCUCGAUCGCACACUUUCCCCACCACAGUUCCCAGUCCUAGUGCCAUUCCCACUUCAGCUUCAGCCACCAGCAGCACCGCUCUGGGCCAGGAGGGGCCAACAGCACAGAGCAGCAGUCAGAGACACCACAGUGGACCUACAACUGACCCGUUUGGUACAGGGGUAAAGAUAGUGAGGUCAGCACGUGUGCCAAUGGGAGGAUGGGCAGAGGAUGGUCAAGCAGCGCCACGACACCAUGAACCACUACCAGAGGAGAGUUCAGAGGAUGAAAUGCCUCCUCACAUACACAAGGUUACAUAAUCAAGCCAUGUGAAUAAGUACCUGCAUCUGUCCUUCGAUAGAUCCCAUCCAGACCCUUUUCCAGGACUGAACAUCUGAUCUGACAUAUAAUGCAAAAGCAGUAAAACCAUCUGAACAGGUUUAGAUAGUUAUUGCCUUUGGUCAUUAGAAUAAACAGUGACUUUGUGACAUCCAUGAUAUGUUUAACAGGCAUUUGGAGUAAACCUGUUUAUCAGAAGAGGACCUUCAGGAUCAAGUUAUUUCUAAUAGCCACUGUGCACAUCAGAUUACACUACACAUUUUUAAACAUUACGUGGGAUGAAAAUGCGUAUGCUGUGGAGACACAGUGCUUGUGAAAACCAAGCAUUGCUGGAAAGUAAACAGUUUACCCAAACCAGACCACAGCAGUCCGGACUGUCCACUUUUGCAAACAUGAUAACAUGAAAUGAAGAAAAUGAAGAAUGUCCAUAACAAUGAAGUGUGUUUAGACAGAUCCUGUUAAAAACAGAGACUUUCAUUGUGUAUAUUUGUUCUUGUACUGAUAGCAGCAGACUGUGGAUUACACCAUAUACUCUGCAUUUCAGCUUGCAUUUUGCCUCUUGGAAAAAAAGUAUGAGGAUCUCAACUCUUAUAAAAUUCACAUAAUAUUUUUCAUAUCAUCUUUUCAUUUAGCCUUUUUCUGCAUUAAUUGCUUUACAAGAGAUUUUUCUAAAAAUGUCCCAAAGCCCAGAAAUCUGGAUGCAUUUGCACAAAUUGAUGUUUGUUUAAAAGAUGAAUUGUACUGAUUUGGUUCUGCAUGCAAACAUGCACUGUGUUAUCAGGUUAUUUCACAGCAGCCCAGGGGAAUAUUGAAUCAAUUUUCAUGUGUUUGCAGGCACUUUAAAAUCUGAUGUCACCCAAUUUUUCCCCCAUUUAACUAUUUGUCAACAGACUUAAAGACUAAUAGUUCAGUAGGAAAACAAGGCUGUCAAAGCAUGCAAUAUUGACUUCUGCCAUACUAAAGUCUCCCAAAGUGCAUGGACAUCACAUAUUCAUCCUUCUGGAGAGUUCAAACUUGAUGGCACAGCAAAAAAACUGUCUACCAUAUCCAGUCAGAGCAUGGAAGCACUCUGUUCCCCUGUCAAUAAGCCAGGUCUUUACACUGGGAAUGAUGCACUUUAAUAAGUUGCUAAUGCAGAGUGUCACUUAACUUGGAUUGUUUUGCAUCUGUAUAUUUUCGUACACAUAUUGUUAAAUUAUUUUUAUUUUUCAAAGGGAUGUGCCAAGAUGAUGAUGAAGUACUGUCGAUGGAGACUGCAGUGAUUAAUGAUAAUUUGAAGGUGUUUAGCGUUUUUUUUUGUUUAUAUUAUAAAUCUUGUAAAAUACCAAUUUGUACAGCUGAAAAUUCGUCUAUUAAAAACGAUGCAAUGAG